UAAGUUUUCACUAUCCUAACCUCAAUCAUUGAAAAUUCUCCGUUUCAAUAAGAAAUAAUGUUUCUCCGCAUUCACUAAAUAUUGACAUCAACAAAGUCCCAAAUGAAUUGUGAGUUUACAGACUAAAUCAGUCGAUUAAUAGUCAGUGACAAUGGUUCUCACCGUUCAAUUAUUGCGAAGAAUACCGGGCAGUAUUGUUAGACGCUUCGCCACCGUGACGGAGACAAAACGAGCAAAUGAGGAGCCCAUUCAAACCUUUCGAACAAACGAGUGUGAUCCAUCGAAUCAUGGGAGGGAGCACCUCAACAGAUUUUACCCAAUGCCACCAUCAGUUAUUGAAACAAUAUUUCCAUACGGAGGAUUCCCCAAGUCAUUUAAAAGUCAGACUCUGAGCUUUCUGGAGGCAUGUCUGCUGGUGAGGGAACCAGCUCUAGAAGUCAUCUCUUGUCUGAAACUGACAGACUACUCGAGACCUGUCAACAGAUACGUUUUAUAUGGAGAAAAUGGAGCUGGCAAAUCACUGUCGUUAGCACAUAUACUGCAUUAUGGAUUGUCUUCAAAGAAAAUUCUUGUUCACGUUCCGUGGGUGAGAGAUUGGUAUAAAAAACCAAAGGAAGUGGCAGCAUCCGCCACCAAAGAGGGUUUCCACGAUCUACCUGUUGACGCAGCAGCCUGGUUGAUUCGCUUUAAGCACCAGAAUCUCGCUCUUUUACAGGAGCUCGAUUUGAGGUUGGCCAAAACCUACAAGUGGAGUGUCCGUGAGAUCACCCCUAGUGGAAGUCCCAUCUUGGAGCUCAUAGAACUCGGACUGGCUCGCAUAAAAUAUGCCUGUGACAUAAUCGAAGUUCUUCUCGGGGAAUUAAAAAGUUCAUCCAUCGCUGGAAAAUGCCAAGUUCUCGUUGUGAUUGAUGGAUUCAAUGCAUUCCUGGGACGAGACACAGAGAUUAGGGUAGAGAAUCGAAAAUUAGUGUAUCCAGACAAAGUAACUCUGACCAAACCCUUUUUGGAUAUUACCAAGAGCGAUUGGAACAAUGGAGCUGUGGUUGUGACUGUCGAUCCACUCGCUGUCCAGAAUGAAGGGCAGGAAUCUAUUUACCCCCGUUAUCUCCUGGGAAAAGAGGGUUUCGAGCUCCUAGAUCCAUUUUUACCAGUUCACGUACAGAAUUACACAGUUGAUGAAUUUGAAGCCGUGAUGGAGUACUACAAAAAUCGCAAAUGGGUGAGGGAGAUCACUGUUGCUGGCCAACGAGAGUUGGAAUUGUUGUCCAAUAGAAAUCCAUUUAAACUGAUGCGAUUAACUGCUGCUUUGUAAUACUUAAUGUUGGAAGAACAAUAAUAAUUUGAUUUGAAUCAUUGCAUCAAA
Messenger RNA from Diachasmimorpha longicaudata, 1363 nucleotides. RefSeq names its product small ribosomal subunit protein mS29 (gene mRpS29). Bases 152 to 1312 code for a protein of 386 amino acids. Gene Ontology annotation, molecular function: structural constituent of ribosome. Gene Ontology annotation, cellular component: mitochondrial ribosome; mitochondrial small ribosomal subunit. The transcript has 6 exons. The record is from RefSeq and is a predicted model, not a curated record. NCBI's taxonomy places the organism in Eukaryota, Metazoa, Arthropoda, Insecta, Hymenoptera, Braconidae. Gene Ontology annotation, biological process: apoptotic process.